CUUCCCCCCGGCGGCCGCGGGUUCGAUUCCCGGCCCCGCCGCUUCCGCCUCUGGGGCCGGGCCGGGGGUCGCGCUGCUGCCAUGUCUUGCCACUUACAGAAGCUUUUUGGGACGGACGGGGAGCUGGAGGAUGAGGAUUUCCUCUCCGCUGUGGAAGAUGCAGAGAACCAGUUUGUGAUGCCCGGGCACUCCUCAGCCAGCGUCGUCCCGGUUCCUCCCAGUAAAACCCGUCCCAGUGAGCCCCAUCCCAGUGAACCCCAUCCCAGUAAAGCCCAUCCCAGUGAACCCCAUCCCAGUAAAUCCCAUCCCAGUACAGCCCAUCCCAGUGAAUCCCAUCCCAGUGAACCCCAUCCCAGUACAGCCCAUCCCAGUAAAGCCCAUCCCAGUAAAGCCCAUCCCAGUGAACCCCAUCCCAGUGAACCCCAUCCCAGUAAACCCCAUCCCAGUGAACCCCAUCCCAGUGAACCCCAUCCCAGCAAAGCCCAUCCCAGUGAACCCCAUCCCAAUAAAACCCAUCUCAGUGAACCCCAUCCCAGUGAACCCCAUCCCCGUAAAUCCCAUCCCAGUGAACCCCAUCCCAGUGAACCCCAUCCCAGUGAACCCCAUCCCAGUAAAGCCCCCUGGCUCCGGCCCCUCUCCGGGCAGGGCGAGCAUCCCGUGGGGUUGCAGGGCCCCCCUCCGUGGGGAGCAGCCCCCCAAGACGAGCUGGACAAUUUGGACAACGAGCUUUUCCUGGCUGCCUGCAGGGAGCUGGAGGGGCCCGUGGUGGCCACAGGGCACGGCCAGAAGCCACCACGGAAGGAGAACACCCAGGAAUGUGUGAUCCCCAAAAAGCUCAGGGUGGGAGAGGAGCUGGCCCCCCUCUCUGGGGGGUCUCAGGACAGGCAGGGCCCCCUCCCCAGUCCCAAACUGGUGCUGCGGCCCAGCACUGCUGGUGUCUGCGCCCCCAGACCCCUCCCUUCCCUGGGGGAGCCAGGAGGGUCUGUCCCUGCUCCGGGGGCUCCGUCCCUAGCAGGGAGCAGCCCCUCAGUGCCCUGGACCCCCCCAGCACAGCGCUGCCCCCCACCCAGGCUGCCCCCCAGACCCCCCAAGCCUCAUCUCCAGCAGCCCCCCGGCCCCCCAAAUCCCCCCAACGCUCCCGGCCCCCCGACCCCCCCCGUGGUCACCAACCACCUGGUGCAGCUGGUGACAGCGGCCAGCAAAGCCCCCCGGAGCCGGACACGAGUUCCGCUGGGCAGGGAGAGCCGGCGCUUCCCGGGGCCCGCCGGGAUCCUGCCGCAGCAGCACUCUGGGAAGCUGCUGGAGGAGAUCCUGGUGUCUGCUCCCCAGACUCCAGCUCACGGGGCCGUGGCGAAGCCGCGGGCUCAGGCACUGCCCAGCUCCCCGCUGCCCUCGGAGGAGGAUUUUGGGAGGGGGCCCUGGCUGGCCAUGAAGACAGAGCUGGGGCUGGAUGAGAGGGACCCCAGCUGCUUCCUGCACACCUACAGCGUGGUGAUGGUGCUCCGCAAGGCAGCCCUGAAGCAGCUCCCCAAGAACAAAGUGCCCAGCAUGGCCGUGAUGAUCAAGGCCCUGACCAGGAGCAGCGCUGGUGCCGGGGCCGUGUUCCGGGACCCCACAGGGGAGAUGCAGGGCACGGUGCACAGGCUGCUGCUGGAGCAGAGGCAGAGCGAGCUGCGCGCCGGCGCCGUGCUGCUGCUGAGGCAGGUCGGGGUCUUCUCCCCCUCCCACCGCAACCACUACCUCAACGUGACCCCCACCAACCUCCUGCGGAUCUUCCCACCCGAGCCCGAGGGCUGCUCCCCCCGCCAGGUGCCUGCCCAGGCUGAGCUGAUCCCGGACCCCCCCACGCAGCCCCCCAGGGGUGUCCCUGUUCCUGAGGGCUGGGGACAGUCGAGGACAGGUGGACACAGCGCAGAGCAGCGUCCUGGGGGCUUCUCCCUGUGCCCACCGAGCUCUGGUCCCAGCUGGGAAGAGCUGGGGGGAGCUGGGUGUGACUUGGAUGACCUGGACGGGCUCCUGGAAGAGCUGCCCGAGGAUUUCUUCUCAGCCCCAGCACGGGCUGAGCCCAGCAGCUGCUGCUGAGGGUGGAGGUGACACCCCUGCCACCCACCUGCUCCUCUCCACGUGUGUGUGUGGUGUUUGUGGUGGAGCUGAGACCUGGGGAAUCCCGGCAGGGACACGGCCUCGGUGCUGUCCCCACUGUUUGCUCCCACACCUGCAUUAAAGGGCUGUUCUGUUUGUGCAUCA
Molecule: messenger RNA, 2247 nt
Organism: Catharus ustulatus (Swainson's thrush)
Lineage: Eukaryota; Metazoa; Chordata; Aves; Passeriformes; Turdidae
Gene: HROB
Product: homologous recombination factor with OB-fold
Exons: 10
Coding region: 82-2082 (666 amino acids)
Biological process (GO): recombinational repair
Source: RefSeq, a predicted model, not a curated record